Clunio marinus is the source of this 1168-nucleotide messenger RNA. The record is from the annotation of a GenBank genome assembly. Lineage: Eukaryota; Metazoa; Arthropoda; Insecta; Diptera; Chironomidae.
AUGUGGAAAGUUUUAAAACUCUCAACUUCAUUCAUUAGUUGCCUUUUGUUAGAAUUUCAUAUUGGAGAAGGAAAAAACGAACUAUCAAGCAGAUAUCUCAUCUCUCCUACUCAUCCCACUAACCGCAUAAAAAAGAUGAACUUCCUCUCGUUAGAUGGCUUACGAAUGUGGAUUUCAGCUGUAUUGCUUCUUGUUUUUGUUAGUUUAGGAAUCACAUCGACGUUUGAUCCAUACCAUGACGAGUUGAUGGGUUACAAAAUUGAUGAUGAUGGGAAUAUUCGAAGCAAUGACGACAAUCUUAACGAAGUGAUGGAAACGACAAGCACGGAAACGCCGAUAACUGGUCCGUAUUUCGAUUACACGGCUUUCAGGAAUGUUUCAACGCUUGUGAAGAACACCGCCUAUCUGAAAUGUCGAGUACGGAAUAUUGGAAAUAAGACGGUUUCGUGGGUUCGCCAUCGUGACAUUCACCUCUUGACGGUUGGCACAUUUUCAUAUACAAGCGAUAAUCGUUUUCAAAGCAUACACGAUCCUGAAUCAGAAGAAUGGAUUUUGAAGCUUCAAUAUCCACAAAUCAGAGAUUCGGGUAUCUAUGAGUGUCAAAUAUCAACAACACCGCCUCGAGGUUAUCCUGUUUAUUUGUCAGUCGUUGAGCCAUUGACGACAAUUGUCGGGGGACCGGAGAUUUUUAUCAACACAGGAUCCACAAUUAACUUGACAUGUAUAGUGAAAAAUUCACCCGAAUCGCCAUUUGCUAUGUAUUGGACGCAUGACGACGAAGAGAUCAACUAUGAUAGCCCACGAGGAGGCGUCUCAGUGAUAACAGAGAAAGGUGAAAUCACGACAUCUUAUCUACUGAUACAACGAGCCAAACCAUCCGAUUCGGGGAAAUACAAAUGUAGUCCAUCUAAUGCCAAUAGCAAAACCGUACAUGUCCACAUUUUAGCUGGUGAACACCCCGAAGCCAUGCAAAGCGUGAGUUCCUUAAAUUCGAUGAAUAUCAAGUUCAUGUGGAGUUUAGCAAUAGCACAAACCAUUCUCAUCGUUCGCUAUGUUUACAAUGAUUCGUCAUAGUCGAUAAAUGUCAUAGGAAAAUUUUGAUGUUUUUGUUGUUUCUUGUUUUAAGACUGAAGAAAUAAAAAAAUAAAACGAAUAUUUUUUAGAAAAC